AUGCUUAGCAAGCAACUAUUUUCCGCCGUCGCGGCGCUUGGAAUGGCGUCCGGCGUCAUGGGCAUAAGCUGUGACGACACGACAGCCACUAUCCGAUCUCAGGCCGAUGCCACUCAACUCGCCAACUGUGAGACUGUUGAUGGAAAUGUGGUUAUCGACAGGAGCGUAGUUGGACUUGUCGACCUUGGUGGAAGCCUCCGAGAGAUUGGUGGUGAUCUGAGAGCAGAAAACAACGGUCUGCUCGAAACCCUGCAAAGCAGUUCUCUGCGGACGAUCGGGGGUGUUUUCGCGCUGCGAAAUGUGACGAGAUUGAACAGCCUAUCUUUUCAACGUCUCAGCUCAGUCGGGAGCAUCGACUGGGUCACGUUGAGCGCGCUGAACAGCAUCAACUUUGGCACCCCCGGCAUUACCAGGGCCCAGAGUGUUGUGAUCGCUGAUACUUUCCUGCAGACGAUUGAGGGUAUCAAUGUUGAGACUGUUACCGACAUCAAUAUCAACAACAACCGACGAUUAGCAAGGUUCUCAUCUAGCAUCAAGUCCUUGUCCAACACUCUACAGGUGCAGGCCAAUGCUGCCAACCUUACCUUCGAAUUGCCCAACCUGACAUGGAUCGCUAACAUGACGAUUGCCAACGUCACGUCGUUCUCUGCUCCCUCUCUUCGCACUGUCAACGGCUCAAUGCGUUUUGACUCUAACGGCUUCUCCACCUUCAUCGCUCCGAACCUUACUGAGAUCCAGGAUGGCGAUUUGUCUUUUGUUAGUAACGCGCAACUGACCAACGUUUCGCUCCCCAACCUGCGUCGCGUUGGUGGUGGUUUCACGAUUGCCAACAACACGGCCCUCGAGAGACUCGACGGUUUCAGCGGCCUCCAAGAGAUUGGCGGUGCCGUCAAGGUCCGAGGCUCUUUCACCAAUGUCCAAUUCCCCGUUCUGGAAGAUGUCAAGGGUGCUUUCGAAGUCACCAGCACCGAGGAUAUUGAGAACGCUUGCUCCAACCUGAGUGGUUUGAGGGGCGGUGUGGUUCAAGGUUCCUUCAGCUGCACGGGCAACAACGCCAAUGCCAACAACGACACCUCCGAUGCUGAUAGCAGCGGUUCCGGAUCGAGCAACAACCCGGACAGCGCCGCCUCGCCUAUCAGUGCCAGCACGCCCACACUCUUCGCGCUCACCGCUCUUGGUGCAUUCUUCACUGUAUUCUUGUAG
This is a messenger RNA of Durotheca rogersii, 1203 nucleotides long. RefSeq lists its product as uncharacterized. Gene Ontology annotation, cellular component: plasma membrane; fungal-type cell wall. The coding region runs from base 1 to 1203 and encodes 400 amino acids. Gene Ontology annotation, biological process: fungal-type cell wall organization. The record is from RefSeq and is a predicted model, not a curated record. Lineage: Eukaryota; Fungi; Ascomycota; Sordariomycetes; Xylariales; Xylariaceae. The transcript is spliced from 2 exons.